GAUUCUCCUCAAUUCCAGGCUUCACCUCUUCCUCCUCCCAUCAAGCACCACCCCCAAAACAACAUCUCGCAUCGCGUCCAGAAAGAGGCGGCUACUCGCGCUACAGACCGUAUAAAAUUCCGACUUGCACCCUUCAAAUGAGCGCGUCAAGCCUCCUUUGCUGGAACAACCGGGGCCUGUAGAAGGGACCUGCAGAUGUUCUCGCAGUUCGCUGGAGACUUUGCAGGUCGCCUGUCGUCGAAGCUGUUCCUCCUUUCUGGACACCCGUGCGGCUAGGUGAGUUGACUUAUCCUGGUAGGCGAACUAACCGUAGAAAUGCUACCCCUACCAAUUGAUAUGUCUCUCGAUUUACAGCAUACUACGAAAGCCGUGGUGGCGUGGGCAAUGGAGGACGGUACGAUGCAGUUUUUGACCAGGCCGGAUCCGAAGUCGAGUGUCAUCACGCUCAAGACGUGGUUUAACGCUGAGGCUGCUUUUUUUGAGCUGGCUGUGCCUAUCAAGCUCAAGGGCGUCGGUGUCGUCGCGGAUGCCAUUCUUCGAGUUUGUGCGUCAUCCAUCGUUUCUCUUCAGGCUGUCAAGAGCCCGAGUGUUCCCCCGGCAAUAGGAGAGGCGUUCAAGUCCACCACGCUGAGUCUCGACUUUACAUUAAGCCGCCCUCCCGCCAUAAUUGUCCACGCCGCUGCUACCGAGCCGUUAUCUCCAUCGAAAAGAUCCUCCGGAGUAGUCCUCGACGCUAUACGCCAUCUAUCCAAGACCACUGCCUUCUCCGUCCACAUCGAUGCUCGAGAUGCGCCGCCCAAUAUGCAACAAGUCACCGAUGCAGCCAGUCAAGGUCUCUUCAGGUCCUGCAGUACCCGAUACCAUAUCGCCAGUUUGUACGGCGGCGUCGGAGGCAAGCUCGCUGAAUCGGCAGACUCAGCCGAUACAGCCCCGCCUCCAUCUUACCAAGAAACCACAACAUCCUCCCCUCCGCCUCCGCUGAUCCAGCAGCCCGCUAGCAAAAAGCGCCCUCGCCAAGAUACCAAUACCGAUACAGAACGCGACGACAUCAGCCUCCUCUGGGGUGAACUCCGCGCUAUCAAAGAAGCGCAAAGUCGGGUCGAUGUCAAACAAGUACAAGGUCGAGUCGAAGCCUUGGAGACGGAGAACCAGAAGCUGAAGGAGCAAAACAAGGAGCUGGCUCAAAGCCUGGUCAGUCUCCAAGAGCGAUACGACACCUUGGAGGAUCGUUUUGCGGCCCUUGAUUCCAAGAACGACGAGCUUGCGGAAACCUAUGACCUCGCGUUCGCGGAUCUGGGUGAGAACAUGGAUAGGCUUGAGGGUGUCAUUGAUUUCGUCCACGAAGGAGGGGUUCGUGACGAGUCACUCAACGUCAUUAAAGACGCUGUUGUCCAGGAGAUUAUGACGCGGCUGGCCAAUGGGUGAGUCCCGUUGUCCUUGUUCCACAACAUAAUCUAUCUCGGGAUGCUCCCCAUGUCGAGCUGAUCUUAUGUCGCUGUACGACACUGAAUUCCUGCGGAACCGUGCUCGUCGAACCGCCCAUUGAGGGACACCAUCAACCGUCAAGGACGCAUCAUCGCUUCAGCCAUCGUCGGCAGACCCCAAGAUGAAUGGUACUCCGCUGCUAAGGCCUGAUAAGGGAGGGAAAGCGUAGACAACAGGCAACCCACUGGCAUGUAUCAUCGCUAAGCCUUGUGCCGCGCCGAAGACCUCAGGCCUUAGGGAGUGUCCAAGUUGUAUGUCACACGUAUUUGCGCUCGACGGGAGCAGUGUCUCACGAGUCGAUAUGUGUUAGUCGCAGAAGGGCAUCUUUCACAACAACCAAUUACGAUCUUGACGAUAUUGGCCUACAAGUCAUCGAGACCAUAGAUGCCAGAGAGUAUGCAUUCAACGCCAGUGCUCAUAAUACUCGACGCAGCUGCGUCACCAAUAUCUGCCAGAACAAGGUCAUCUUUGCAUUCUUCGUGCCAUCAAAUCAGCACUACCUAGGGUGAAGCUCGAGUACCUCUCGCUUAUCCCCUCUAUGUGCCAGGAAAACGAAAUGAUGAUAAAACCUAAUACCUAUAAUGAUUAUAGACGCUUGGCUUUGAAAGCGUGAGGCCUUAAAACUGUUUUUGAGCCUGUCAUGUAUAGGGUAACCGGAGUUGUAAAAAAUGGGAUCAUGGCUAAUAUCGCGUCUGGCGGGUGAGACAGUUCUCCGAGAGUUCCACGUUUGCAGAACCUGUAGAGUCAUGUGUUCGGUAUCAGCGCAACCAGAGUCAUCAGCGGCCUAGAUGCUGAAAAGACCUGCCACUGCAAUAGGAACUACCAAGCGUCCAAGCCUAAGUCAGAUAAUAAAUGACAACACGAUUUUUUUUUUUCCCUCUAUAUGAACUAUUGCAAAC
This is a messenger RNA of Fusarium verticillioides 7600, 2384 nucleotides long. RefSeq lists its product as hypothetical. The coding region runs from base 316 to 1425 and encodes 369 amino acids. NCBI's taxonomy places the organism in Eukaryota, Fungi, Ascomycota, Sordariomycetes, Hypocreales, Nectriaceae. The transcript has a single exon. The record is from RefSeq and is a predicted model, not a curated record.